GCAGGGUUAAGAUCCUGUGGCCGGCCCUGUGCAGUCAGUCAGUGGACUGUCACAAACUUAAACACAGUCAGACCUGAAGGACUUUAAAGCAGCUUUUCUCCUCGCUCUGGAUUUACAAGCUGACCCCUGUUACUUGUCAAUAAAUCAUCUGAGUGCAAGCCAUGUAGUGAGCCCUGUGGUUCUCCGGGAGCUCAACUUGGUGUCCAACCACCUAGCGGGACAGGGUCUUCCUCCUCACUUUCCCCUGCCUCUAUUCCUGAGGAUGUCUUCUUUGGGAGCAGCAAUAAAGAUCAGGAUGCAUGCUCAGUGGUCAGUGACUAUGACUGCCCCUUUGCGGAGGUGAGCAACAGUGUGGAGGACUUGCAAGCCUACAGCUCUUCAUUCAAAGACUCUGAGUACUUUAGAGACCUGGAAGGGGGGAUACCUGCUCCACAGUCUACUGCAUCCACAAUAAGCACAGUCCCACAGAGCAAACCUCUUACUGUUGGCCUACAGGAGACUCUGAACACAGACAGUGCCAUUAAUCAAACUGUACAGACUUCUAUGACCACAAACACCCCUCAGGGCCAAGAACCAUCUCCCUGUUCCUAUUUCCACCCUAAAGAAGAACCUCAUCACAACUUCGUGGUCACUCAGCUGAGUCCUAAGUUGCUGGCAGAUUGCAUUAUUGACAGCGGGAACUCCUUAGGACCAGAGGCAGGGCUUCGCUUCAUGAUUAAUCUGAAUGGACUCUUGGGAUCAAUGGAAACAGAAAACGGAAUUAAGAAAUCAGAGGAAAUUAAGAACGAGUCUACGAUGGAGGCAGAUGGAGAGCCAGACCUGGACAGCUUUCCUAUCCUGGUUAGAUCCAUGUCAACGUCCCGGAGGCACAGCUGGGGUGUCCCUGUGUCUCCAAUUAACCUGGGAAGAAGACUGAGCCUGGACACCAUGAACAUGGACAGUGAUGGAGAGAGAGAAGAUGAUGAAGAGAGAGAGAAAAGUCUUUUCCAGGCCAGCCAGCAGGAGAUCUUAAGCUGCACAGACUGUCCUGCAGAUGAGAUGGAUGGACCCAGGCAGAGGGUUCCCUGUCCAGAAACCAGGGCCAGAGGAUUGCCUGGAAGACAUCUGUACUCUCGAUCCGAUAUCCUUGCCACGGACGAAUGUUCCCGGGCUGCACACAUUUCUCGUGUUGUGCAGACCUCCAAACAGGCAGCCAGGGCAGCAGGAGCAGAGGAGUUUGACCCUGAGGAAAACCUACAUUCUACUGAAGGACAGAGCCAUAUGGCGAAGCAGAGGAACAACAAAUCAGAAACCAAAGUUUCAGGAAAUGUCACCUGGUACGAGUUCCUCUCUAAUGAGAAUGAGGAAGAGGAGGAUCGCACAGAGAAGGUAGAGAGAGGCACCAAGGUAAAGAGGACACUUAGCUCUCUGAGGAACAGGAUGACAGGCUCCUUCAAUAAAGAUAAGGGUAAGAAUCGAGAAAAAGAGCCGCCAAAGGAAAGAGGGAAGGAGAAGGAAGCCAAAGAGAAAGUGUACAGCAGGAGCAGCCAUUAUUUGGUGCCGGGUGCUUUCUCUAGCUGUGCCACCUGCUCGCUGUGCAGCAAGACCCUGCAGAAAAAGCAUGGCCUGCAGUGCAUGAAUUGUGCUGUGAACGUUCACAAGAGCUGCAAGUCUCUGCUGGGUGAGUGCACCAGCAGCAGGAAUAAGAGAGACUCUCUGCCAAGGGCUGGUUAUUCGGGAUCUUCAUUCCUUGCACUGAAAGACCGGGACAGAGAGCGGGAACUGUGGGGCCCAGCCUCAUCACAGGCCCUGAAUGGGUAUACAGGAUUUCUCAGCACCCCAGGCAUGACCAAUAGUCAGUGGGGACCAAGCACUCAGCUGACCGCCGCCCAUACCACCAGCUCCACUGCAGCCCCUUCCUUCAGCCUUGGCCACAGCCUCCAUCACCACAGCAGCUCAGGAUCCCUUCCCGGGGAGAUGGAUGAGACAGAUGCUCUCCGCUCCAAACGCUGCAAUGAAGACGCCAUUUCCCUCGCUCCCUCCACCACAGAAUCGAUCAUUGUCGAAGAUGCUCACUACGCAGCAGUGCGGAGUGAUCUGGAGUCUGAUGCUCAGGACCUCGAGGCAGAGUCAUGGAGUUUGGCAGUCGACCAGCAGUACAUGAAGACGCACUGUAAAGAAAUGGUGAAGAGACAGGAUGUGAUAUACGAACUUAUGCAGACAGAGAUGAACCAUGUGCGGACCCUGAAGAUAAUGCUGCGUGUGUACGUCCGGGAGUUGAAGGAAAACCUCCAGAUGGACUCGGGUAGGCUGGAGUGUCUGUUCCCCCGCUUGGAAAACCUCCUUGAGCUUCACACACAAUUCCUGUCUCGACUCAAAGAGCGGCAGCGAGAAAACCUUGUCUCACCAAAUGAGAGAAACUACACUAUCAACAGAGUGGCAGACAUUCUGAUCACACAGUUCUCAGGUGAAAUUGGAGAAAGGAUGAAGGACAGCUAUGGGGAUUUCUGCAGUCACCACACUGAGGCUGUCAGCUACUACAAAGAACAGCUGCAAAACAACAAAAAGUUCCAAAACAUCAUACGGAAAAUUAACAACCUGGCCAUCGUACGAAGAUUAGGAGUGACUGAGUGUAUCCUGUUGGUGACUCAACGCAUUACCAAGUACCCAGUGCUAGUGGAGCGCAUUCUGCACAACACUGAAGCUGGGACAGAGGAGCACGAAGAUCUGAUUCGGGGGCUGAGUCUGAUCAAGGGCACGAUCGUUCAGGUUGACGCCCUGGUUAAUCUUCAUGAGAAGAACUCUCGACUUAAAGACGUACACAACAAGAUGGAGCCAAAAGCACAGGGAAAAAUCAAAGAUGGGCGAGUGUUUCGCAGGGAGGACCUGGCACAGGGCAGGAGACGGCUACUACAUGAGGGCACAGUCAACUGGAAAGCUGCUUCAGGCAGGCUCAAAGAUAUUCUCGCAGUGCUCCUCUCAGAUGUGUUGCUCUUGCUACAAGAAAAGGAUCAGCGAUACGUGUUUGCUACAGUCGACAACAAGCCGUCAGUGAUUUCUCUUCAGAAGCUGAUUGUCAGGGAAGUGGCCCAUGAGGAGAAAGCCAUGUUUCUUAUUUGUGCCUCUGCCAAUGAGCCAGAGAUGUACGAGAUCCACACCAACUCCAAGGAGGAGCGGAACAGUUGGAUGACACAAAUACGGCAAGCUGUGGAGAGUUGCCCUCACACAGAAGAGAGGCUGUUCAGUGAGCAGGAAGAAGCACGCGCUUUCAGGUUCAAAGAAUUACAAGAACGACUGGGCCAAAAAGAUUCAGUGAUCGUCCAGGCUCUCACGGAGAAGCUGCAGCUGUUUGCGGAUAUGGCCGAGUCUGUGGCAGGUUUAGAAGACACAGCUUCACGUUCCAGACUUCUGCUUAGAGGAGACGCCUCAGACCUCCAGCAGGGGGAGACCCUGCUCAAAGGAGCUAUCACUGAGGUGGAGAACCUCCAGAACCUGCUGCAAUCUGGAGUGAGAGAGGAAUCUCCGAUCCCUAGUGUGGAGGAAGGGAGCGGCUCUGGGGUUCUGCCGAGGCGAGCGGAUACAUUCGGGGGCUAUGACAGCAGCCCAACCAUCCUUAGUAAGAAUGGCAGCGUGAAGAAGAACUUUUCUGGCGAGUCCAGAAACAGAGACAGAAGAGCCAGCUCUGACCCUCAGCUCAAAGACCUGUGUGGCAGCCACACCCUGGAGCAGACGGUUGAUGAAAGCUGCUGCUCUCCUGCCAGAUGGAACCGCAUUUGGUCCAACCCCUUCCCUGAGGCUGAGUUCUUUGACAGAGUGCUGAUGCUCUCCCAAAGGCUCUAUAGUCUACAGGCCAUCAUAUCACAGCAGGACAGUCACAUUGAGCUACAGCGGGCCUCUCUGACGGAGCGUGCCUCACUACCUGGCCGCCACAGAGGGAAUGUGCUCCUGGAGCAGGAGAAACAGAGGACUCUGGCCUUGCAGAGAGAGGAGCUGGCCAGCUUUCACAAGCUGCAGUCUCAGCACCGGCAGGAGCAGCAGCGCUGGGAGAGAGAGAGGGAGAGGCACCGGCAGCAAGUGGAGGCCACCGAGGCCAAACUCCAACAGAGGGAGGAGGAGUGCAGGAAGCUUGAGGAUCAUCUGGCAGAUGAGAGAAGGGAACUGGAGAUUCAGAGGGAGAAGUACCAGAAGGAUUUGGAGAGGCUGAGAGAGUCUACCAGAGCUGUGGAAAAGGAGAAGGAGCGCCUGGAACACCAGAAGAAGAUCAAGAGGAAGACAAUUGAGGUUGCUCCUCUGUCUGGCAGUCUAAACGGCGAGCUCCUCAUGUCCCCCAGCGUCUCAGACCUGCCCCUGCCUCAGAAGCCCCUUGUGCGUGCCAGCCUGUCCGUGGCACCGGCCGACUACCCAGAGCGCCCAGAGGUGAUGCUGCGCAGGGAGCCAAGCUCUUCCACCCUGCCGCUGAAAACUGAGGUGCCGCUCCACCUCUUCAGCACCACCAACCAGCUGCACAAGGCGCUGGGGGUGCAGCAGCAGAUCCCCACCAAGCUGGCUGCCCUCAGCAGUGGCAAAGGGAAAGGCGGAAAGAUUGGCAAAGCCUCCCAUCGCACUGACAGCACUGCCUCAGUGGAUAUGAAGCAAAUGCUGCCUCUAAAGCUGUCCGCCAGAGACGACAACGCCCUGAAGGCCAAACGCUCCAUCAGCCCCCACCAGCAGCUCCCUCUGUCAGGCCCCCCUGCACCUCACUCCCUGCAUCACCUUGCAGAUCAGCUCGGUCCUCCAGAGAACAUCGUACCAGACACCCAGUCCACCUCCUCCAUCAGCAGCUCCCACCCCCCAAGUGUUCAGAAGCCCCCCAUGCCUCCUGCACAGCCCCACCCUCUGCCCACCGUGCAGCCUCCCAGCAUCCCUCCUCCCCACUCCCAGAGCACUGGGUCCCUCCAGUUCCAGCCCCAUCUGCAACCGCAGGGCCUCAGUCCAAACACCCAGGCCCACGUCCAGGGGAAUGUUCACGGGCUCACACACAGCCACAGCAUGCCGCCACCCUACAAGAUCAACACAGAAGACCUCAACAAGGAGGACGUCAUCUUCUUCUAAACUCCAGUCUGCAAAUGAAGAAGAGGAUGGUUUCUGGUCCAGGAUGUGCCUGAUUUUCAAAGAGCCUCUAACCAGUAAUCAUGUUGAAAGCUUGUUAAUCUUGUGCAGUGCAGUUAAGGCUUGAUAAGAUUUUAAGUAUUGGUACAUAGUUGCAGCAAUCUAUGGAAAAGCAUGGAGCCUUUUUCAGCACUACCCUUUAAGAAAGGAACAUUUUCAUCAAGAAAGAUGACCUUUCUGUUUUAAACCUGCAUCCCCCCUUUUUGUUUUUUAAGUUGCCUCAGCCUCCUUUUGUUUAACUUAUCACAAGUGAAGGAAACCCUUGGCAAAACAAGGAUGUCUUGAAGGAGUGUGAAAAGAUUUAAACAAAGUAACAUCAACCCAAAGACAUUAGCUGUGAUAGCUGAAGGGGAUUUGAGUGAAAGGAUCAAUGUGAAGGAGAGACGAUGAAUGAUGUUCAGGUCUGGACAUUAAGAGAAGCAUGAAAGCAUGAAGGUGCAACCCAGCCUUCAACAUCGUCUUCCUCUUGACCUGCAAUCACAAGACAUGGUUUGACAGCAAGUCAGAAAAAAUCAAAAUCUUAAAAUAUGGACACUCUGCGCGGUGUUUCAUUUGCACAGUGUAAAUACUUGAUUCCAAAUGAAUGACUGAACUUUUAUGGACCACGUGUGCGGUUUGAUUGUUCAGUUGUAAAAAUAGUGAAGGUUAAUUUCAUUUGAUACUUGUUCUUAAUCAAACUUAUUACAGAUGCCUGAUUGUGAAACAUGACUCGGUGAGCACAUCAGAAACAUCUUUAUGUAAUCCAGGCUGUAACAACGCUGAACCACAACUAAGGGAGCUGUUUUAUAUGUACACAACCCCUUUACUGUAUCUUUAAGAGACAUCUUUAGAAUACAAAUCUGAUGCUGUCUUAGGUCAACCGUUGUACUGUUCAAGAUGUGUCAUUUCAUGCUGUAUCAUAGAUUUAACAUGUCACUGCUUCAGCAGAGGAGAGGAAAUUUGGCCUGAGGUACCAAAAUUGACUGUCAUAACAAGCGUGCACAAGACAGACCAGUUCAAGAUAAUAGCCUCCAUCGAUAUCUCCUAAGAGGUCGCCAUCUAAGAUGAUAAAGAUGAUGACAUCAAGCCAAAUUGUGAAAGAUAGAGACUGAUGUUUAAACUGAUUCACCAGUUUUGAUUAGCAUGCAUGUUUGACUCUGGUCAUUCUUCUCACUCAAUGAAGCAUGUUGAGCUGUUGGAAGCUUGUGUCUUUACUGGUUUUAAAUUCAUCAGGACUGGUUCAUCUUAGUUAAGCCGGUAUAUCAAUGAUAUAUUUAUGAAAUGUCAGUUUUAAUUGACUAUUUGGUCUAUUUAAUGCUGAUCAAUUAGCCUGCUCCUAUACUUUCUAACAGAAAAACGGUCCUCUGACAGGUGCAGCAAUAUCAACAAUCAGCUGUUGUUGUUCAUUCUAUUCUCUUUCUUUCUCCACUGAAGAAAUACAGAGAUGCCUCUCUUAUAUUCCCCAACUUGUUUAUACUUAAGGACCCCUCAAAAUCACGAAGGACAUGGUACUUUUAUUCAUUUUUAGACUCGAGAGGGAAAAAUGUCAGAAGAGCUUUCUUUCUUUGACCAAAUAAGCUGGUCCCUGAAGCUCGGAUCACUCACUGGAGUGUAACAGGUUUUCUGAGUGUUGAUGUAAAUUAUGUAUAUUGUUGUACAUACUGUAUGUGACAUCUUGUACACCUGCUGUCCUCAUACGCAUACCUGUAUUAGGAACAGAAAUAGUUGACAUCAAUCAAGAUGCAAAAGUCAGCCAAAAGUCAUUUUGUGCAUAUGUGUAAAUACAUUUAAAACACACACAUUGCUGUGUGUAUGUGAUCCGGUACACCUCACUUGGAUAAACCAGUAGCAGUUUAAUGAAUCCACAAUCAGUCAUUCUUUUGUUUGACCUGAAAACAAAGGUGUGCAUAUUUAAUCUCUUGACAUGUGUUGAUGUAGCAUUGAAGUCGAGGUGCACUGUAUGUCUGUAUUUCUCCUGCGGCUCAUGAUUGAUGUUUCACCAAGAUUAUGUAGCAGUCAUGAAAACUAAAUCAUCUGCUUGUUUUAGUUGGUUAAACCAAAGACACAUGGCUGAAUGGGCUCCUGUCUGUACUCUCAUAUGAAGGAUAAUUGACACUGUGCUGAUUGUGUGGUCAUCCACGAAAUUUAAUAAUCUUUAAACAUCCUCCAGUGUCCAAAGCAAGUGAUUUUUGUUUUUUACAGCACACUGUCGUGCAAAUCAUAUCUCGAGGAGGGUUGAACUUUUGGGUUUGACAUUUCAUUCUCUGAUAUAAAAGCUCUCUUUAUACAGAGUUCUAAUUUGGAUCACGUAUCUCUUAAACACAGAGGGAUCUAAACAAAAAACUGGUGCAAGAGCACUUCAGUUCCAUUCCAUGACUUUUCAUAAAAAUCAAUGCCACUGUUUGUAUCCUCUCAAGUCUUAUAAUGUUGUUUUAUUGUGCUGAAACGUGUUUGCUGUUUGAAAACUUGGGAGCCAGUCAGUUGCAUCACCGUGUGUUUGUUUGUAUCUGUGUGUGCGCUUGUGCGUGUGUGUGCUCGCCAUGAAAGAAGAAACGCAGUGGAAACAUUCCAGAGCAGCUUGUUUCCAUUAGCGUUCUUUAAUACUGACCUGCAUACUCACAUGUUGGACCUGUAAUUUGUAUAUAAUCAUGGACUUCUCUUAAUUCCUCGGCCAAUUUUACACUAGUCACUUUGGAUAGUAUCAUACUUGAAGGGGAAAAAUGAAUGUUUAUAAUGCUUAUUAUUAUUGUCUGUGAAUUUUUAUUUACCAAGAGCUGUCUAAUGACAUUUGUAGCACACAGCAAAACUGAUUUUUGUACCGUUUUAUUUUAUUCACUGUGAGAUGUUAGAACGACCUGUGGACACAAACUGCUGCCUUAGAGAGAGUUUAGUAAUAAAAAGUCUUAUAAUUAUU
This is a messenger RNA of Notolabrus celidotus (New Zealand spotty), 8020 nucleotides long. It is a transcript of the gene arhgef18b, whose product is annotated as rho/rac guanine nucleotide exchange factor (GEF) 18b. Gene Ontology annotation, molecular function: guanyl-nucleotide exchange factor activity. The transcript is spliced from 31 exons. Lineage: Eukaryota; Metazoa; Chordata; Actinopteri; Labriformes; Labridae. The coding region runs from base 544 to 5070 and encodes 1508 amino acids. The record is from RefSeq and is a predicted model, not a curated record. Gene Ontology annotation, biological process: small GTPase-mediated signal transduction.